UGCAGGGUGACUUGAAACCUGCUCAAGGUCGUACGCUGAGCAUCCUUGUUGACUUCGUGUUUCAAUGGCGCAAGUUUUAAUGAGUUCAGUUUGAUGCCUCCACUCUGAUGACUUAUGCCCCUAUACGUAUCUGAUAUUAACCACCAAACCGUUAAUUGUUAUUUAAAGAUUGUUCCUACCGAAUUUCACACGUUUUAGGGGUAAUUUGUCUUUUCUAUUCAUGAAUUGAUCCACUUGUCUCCAAUAUUUUAUGUGAUUUGUGCAUCCACUUCUCUCUGAUAAAUAAUAUAUCUAUUCCGAGAUGCCGAGUGGUAGUUGCCGAUUCGAUGUGUGACGGUAUUUAAAAUAAAUUUUCAGAGUGUUGCAGAUAUCGUCACCGUUGCAAUCAUUGGAAACUUCGGAGUUACUUAGCAUUUUGGUAAUUAAUAUAUCGUUUAAAUAAAACUUGGUGGAAAUCCGUCACAGGUGUUUCGGUUUGGGUAAUAAUUUCUCAUAUGUUAUUAUGCUAAGUGCAGCUGUGGAUAUUAUACGAAAACAAAAAGAUUCACAGAUCGAAUUCACUACGAACGUCAGUACAUAUCACAUAAAUUGUACAAAGAUUGGGACGGGAAGUGUCCUGUUGGCAGAUAUACUUCCGAGUAUGAUUUUCAAGUUUAUUUCUCCAAUAUUCAUACAAAAACUUCAUUUCCAGUAAGUCCUUUCUUUAAAGCAGUUUAACCUUAACUUAUAAUCCAGUUUCCUUGAACAUGCAAAGUAAUCCAUAAUCUACCGUGAUCAUUGGGCGGUCACAAUCAUUGUAUUUGUCCAGUCGAUUUGCGUUCACUAGUCUGAGCGACACGAAAUCACCUGCACCUCCUAAAAGAGGUCAGUUAUGGCAGGAAUAGCUCAUCAGUAACGUCUCAUAUUAUGAAGUUGGGUGACACCGAUCCGAAUCCAACGGAGAGCAUCAAUGCCCUUAAGGUUGCAAACAAACCUUGUUGACAAGCUCCAGCUAUCAGUAUCUAGAGUUUCUUACCGACUACUUUUAAUCAGUUAAAAUCUUAGUGAGAGUGAUUGUAGUAUCUAUUGAGAUUGUAUUAACUAUUACGGUUAAUGUACGAUAAAAUAUGUUUCAGCAUCCGGUAGCUGUGAGCUUUCGGCUGUUAUGACAGUCGCAUUAAAUUUCUGUUAUGUCUAGCUUCAAUCUAGAAAGUAACAUUUAAGUUUAGCAGGUCCUUUUGAAAUUGCUUAGUUUUUCAUUUUAUAAUAAGUUAGAUACUUCCUACGUAAGUUGCUUGUUGGGGGAUAUUUGCUCUUAACAGCCUGCCGAUCUCUUUUUUUUAGCUUUAAAGUUUUAUGCGCUGUCCUACUGGCGAUUAAUAGUUUUCUGAUGGUUUCAUUUUCUCAGUCUUUCUCUACGAGUCUUUUUGGUAAGCAUUUUCGGCUUAAUGUGAUCAGUUUAAUUUUUGUUUCUUUCGAACUUGGGAUCUGAGCAAAAGAUCAUGUAGGGAACAUAAUUCGUAAAAGUAUGUUUUUAUUAGCCCUACUUUAGUCAUAACUUACUGGCUGAAACUACUGAUAAUAGUAUUUUCUUAUUGAUUAAUUGAAUAAUAUCAAUGAAGAAAGUAUUUAUGUUAAUUGUUCGACGUAUCAUAAAAGUUUUGAAACAUUGUAAUAUUAAGGAACAAAUAGGCAGACUGAAAUUGUUUUGUUUCCAAGGGUUGUUGAUGCUAAGAAUUGCAGCGGACCUAUCUCCGUGCAUCCUGAGCUAGUUGCCUCAAUGUUUCCGUCUAAUCACUAGUGUUUUUUAAAGUUUGGUAGUAACUAGCAGUAACAUCCAAGACAAAAUUUAUGUGCUAUAUUAUUUCACGCGUUAGUAAAAUAUAUUAUGUACAAUAUCCGUAAACCCCUUUCUGAAAAUGUAUGUCAUCUGCUUAUAUUGUAUAAAAUGUAUCUUGUGGUGAAUACGAUUUUUAUGAGAUUGAAGAUAAUGAACAUAUUUGGUAUUCUAUUGACAUAUGCGAAUAGUGAGUGUGGAUCGUGGUGUAUUCUGUAAUAAUGAUGAGUGAAAUAGAUUAUAAAUAACUAAUUAAACCGACUAGAAACUGUCAUAUUUCUUUUUUAUGAUCUUAACUCAUUGUUAAUUGAUUCCUUUCUUUCUGAAAAAUAUUUUUAGGGAUUGUGUCGGCAAGUUUAUCUUCAGGAAUCGGAGAUGUUACUUUCUUAAGCAUGGUAGCUUUCUUUGACAAGUAUGCUAAUCAGCUUUCGACGUUGUAUCUAAUCGAUUUUCUUUGACUAACGACUUCUUAGUGGGUUUCUUUUUACGAGAUUGGAUCGUAAACUCUUCUCUCAGCCCUUGUUUAUUCGAGCUGAGGACAGACAUUAGCUGCGGAGGGCUUUGGCUUAUGUAUUUAUAUUCCAUAUUUACCGUAUUUUUUAAUUUAAUUAAACACGUACACAUUGGUACAACGGGGUACCGAAUACAUAUGCGCCACAUAAAUCAUUCAAUUUGUGUAAGGGCUGGGAUACUAUCCAGGUGCUCAAACCGAAGCACAUGGUUCCCUUAGGGACCACUCCUCAAGUCUUUGACCUGUAGGUCUAAUCUGUAAGUUAGUGGAGCAACGGUGGGAAACGCAGUCUCAAUGUAGCCGGCGACCAAUGAUUGGUUCAUGUGCCAUUUGUUCCCUCAGGGUCCUAAAGCCCACAUGCACCACUGGCUUGGAAUUUAGGUUUUACAACUCCCCUAGGUGGAUCCUCCAUAUCCACCAAUCCUGUUAAAGCACCGGACAUUUACUUUUCGCCUUCUUAAAUUCGUAAACAAAAGCAAUGCCGUGAGAAGGCAGUGAGUAGGACUUCCAUGGCAGUGGCUGUAUACACGUAACCAUGUGAUAGCAUUUCGAGAGAGAGCUGACUCUCCCCAAUCUCGGCCGUACCAGGGCAUUUGAGGGCUUUGUUUCCCUGGUCUUAUUAGCAAGUGAAAAUCUUGUUGAAGUUCUAGAAAUGACAAAUUUUAAACUGAAUCAAAUUGUUUCGUUUUACGCUUCAUUGAGAUUAUUGUCUAUCAAGGUCCAUCGGCGAUCCCACGUUUAAAAACUUACAGAUUUCUGAUAUUUGUCAAAAUGCCAUAGUUUUUCGUAGUCCACUCCAUACAUGCCAUCUGGACAAUGAAAUCCAGUUGGUAACAUAUUUUGUUUUUGAUGCCUGUAGUUAUACAUUACCUACACCUUUUGUAAAAAGUUACUCGAGACUGGAGUAGUUCACUGGCAUCAUCUCAGUCCGUGAAGAUGGGUGACAUGUAUUCGUAUUUGGAAAAAAAUAGUCUGUUCCCUCGAGGUUCCAGACAAACCUUGUUGAUGAGCCUCAACCAUCACGAAACAUAGUUCUAGAGUUUCUUACUGACUACCUUCAGUCAGAUAACAUCACAAUGUAAACCAUUGGUGUAGAUUAAAUUAACUGUUACAGUUGACUUGUAAAAUCCACUCGUUUGAGACUACGUCUAAGUUUCUGACAUAAGUCAUAAUUUACUGUAAUAUUGAUGUGGUGACAAAAAUUUUGGUCUAAUAUUCAGAUCAUAAUUCAUUGAAGAUUACGUGACCUAUAAAACUGAUUUCGUUCAUUCUUCUAUGGUAUCUAAUCACGUUCAUCUUUUUGUCAACAGUUUGCGUGUAAGUAAGUUAUCUUAUUAAGUAAAAACACCUAUUUUCUUGGCUAAUAAUAUUGUCUUUAAUGUCAGCUCGUGCUGGGAUUUGCAAUAAUGAUCCAGUAUUGCGAUCUGUUAUCAUACUAUUACAUUUCUUCAGUCGAUCAGGAUUCUUUUCAUUCAUUUAACAAUUUUUAAACAUCUUUUACAUGGAGUCAUAAAACCAUCCUUCAUAAAAACGGGAGUAAUCACUUAGCUUAAUGAUCGUAUUACAAACACGUAGGGUUUUAUCUACUCUAGGGAUUCUAUACGCCUUUGUCUCAUUAGUCACCUUAUCAAUUAUUUUGUGUUUGUUGAUUACUUGCGUACUCAACUUGCUCUUUGAUCUCAUAUACAAAAUACAUUACUAUUUUAUUUCAUCAGUAUGUGAUUUAAAAUAAUUGACGAUUUUUUAUUUGGGGGUGGGGUGGACGAACUUUUCUCUAGAUCUUGUAUUUCGGCUUGGGCAUGUGGAACUGGUGCAGCCGGUCUGAUUGGUUCACUUUAUUAUGUUAGUUUGACAUCAAUAACUACACCGGAAAUUACAUUAUGUAUUGUCAUUGUGGUUCCAUGUACUACAUUGUUAGUGUAUUUCUUCGUUCUAGACAGACCUCAUCAUGAAAAAUUUCGACUGUGUUUCAACCCUAUGGUUUCACCGGACAAUUCCACGAUGUUAACAGAGAGGAUAAAUGCAUUAGUAACCAGUGAAGAGUCAGAGCACAUUUCUUUCUCUUCCUACAAAUGUAUAUCAUAAUGACGAUUUAGUUGAGAUUGUUAAUGACAAUGAUGUAAUAACUGAUUCCGAUGGAUAUAUUCAGCUGAGAAAUGAAGAUAAUAUGGUUUAUCAUGACAAUUCACAAGUUUCCAAUUAUUCAUCUCUACCUGUUCUGCAUCAACAACAGCCUACAUGGAAAAUAAAACUACAGCUGUUGAAGGGAAUGUUUAGUUCAUUAUUUUGCCUAGUUUCAGUUUAUUUCUUCGAAUAUUUAAUUAAUCAGUCAUUGUUUGAAUUACUUUACUUUCAAAAUACACGUUUAACUGCUCCAGAACAAUAUAGAUGGUAUCAAGUACUUUAUCAAAUUGGUGUAUUCUUAUCAAGGUCGUCAGUCAGUUUUAUUCAAUUUAAGACUACUUGGAUUAUGUCAUUGCUACAAGUAAGUUCAUUAAUUUUUUUGUACUACUGAUCUGUUUUUAAAUAAAGUUGGACAGUUAUCUCUAAAGUAGGACCAGGUACAUAUAUCCAUCGUUCCUAGUUGCCAUGCCUAAUUAACACAACAUGAUGGACACCAUAUUCAUGGAGUCAGUUAUUUCAAUAGUAAUAUAUAUAUAUAUAUAUAUAUAUAUAAUUGCAUAUAAGGAUGUGAUACAGGAAGAAAGAAUUCGUUCGUAGGGAGUAAGGUAUAAAGCAAUUUUAUUCUCAUGGUCUAAGGGAAGACAAAGAGUGUACACACCUACACCAUUGUGAUCGAUUCUGAGCCUUAUCACACAGAGUUCCCAACCACUGGUUACUAUAGACGCACUGACCCCAACUAAAUAGUCUGCACCUACCAACAUGGAUCAGACCAGAAUUUAGUGACUUUAUGGGCUGAUGCCACGUUUUGGUCUUGCCCCCCCUAACUUUCUUACAUCCAUCUCCAACACUAGUCAGCAUUGCGUGCCGUGGUAGUCGAUGGUUGGGCAUAUGUAAUACGUAACCCAACCAUCCCAGUCGAUAGAGAUUCACAACUUCAAUUGAUUUACCACCGUUCUCUGAUACCAUGCGUCUAACCUUAUUGUUAUUUACCCGGUGAUCCCAGCAGACACAGGUUGUCGAUUCAUUUUACCACUCUACUCCCUAUCCUUAUUUCAGGCCGGUUUCGAAGUAACAAUUUGCAUUCCGAGAGGGAGAAACACAUCCCGAAAAUCCUGGCAUUAUUGCUCAGUGCUACCAAAAGACUGCAUUUUAUCAGCGUCUUCGCCAAACAGGACUAUGUCAUCUGCGUAUUCUAAGUCAAUCCCCGAAAAUUCAGUCGAUAAAAUUGGGCAAAAAUAGAGAUAAUGGACAACCUUGCCGGACACCACUUGAGGUUGCAAAAUCAGAUGACAGUUUGCCGUGAGCUCUGACUCGGCUGGUAAUGUUCUAGUAAAGAGCCUUUCAUAAGGUUUAUGUAUUUCUGAGGUACACCUUCCAAUGACAGACACUGCCAUAGAACCUCUUGGUCUACAGAGUUAAAUGCUGCUUUUAAGUUAAGAGAAACCAUCAUCGUCAGACUGCGCACGAUCGUUCCGUAGACUUUUGGUUAUUCUACAUUUGAUUUCUUUUAACUUUCAUCGUGAUAGGAUAAGUUUAUGAGAAUCCAUCAGUGCAACAGAUGUCUCAGAAAUCCACUGAUUUUUCGUAACCUUUUAUUUAAAAUCACUACUAGAUGUCACUACUGUUUCUACAGCUGUUCUUAUAUCUUUCUGAGCGAUAUCUGGGUCAACCUCGUUUUCGAAAUCGCCUAAGUGUGACUUCUGGUGUUCCUAGAGUUUGCCUUUGGCUUUCUCAUCUCUGAGAUCAACUCUUUGGUAUUAAUAUGGCUUUUCUGCAUCCAGUGAGGCACAAGCAGAUAAGUGCUCGUAUUAGGGCUUGAUCAGAGUUCAAGCAUGUAUUCCAGAACGAUCGGCAGUCCAAUAUCGAGCCUCUCCAACUAUGAUAUCAGUAUGGUCUAUUUUAGUCCAUCGCUGGUUUGGUGCAAGGGGUUGUCCUGUUAGACGAUGUCACUGCUUAUGCCUAAAAUUAGUACUUGUCAAAAAUAAACGAUUGCCUAGACACCGUUGCAGCAGACGGUCAUCAUUAUUUAUUCACUGAACCGGAACACUAAAAUACCCACCCAAAUAUCUUUGUGUUUGUUUUAAGCUACUUACUGGGGGAUUAAAGUCACCUGCUACUAAUACUAUAUCUGAGUGUUUAGUUUUUCUUUGAAGUUCAGAAAGCUUUCUGUAAAAUUCAUCUUUCUCUUCAUCCGGGCUGCAGUCAGUGGGAGCAUAGGCAGAAACGACGUGUGUCCCUAUCCUGACGAGUUCUUGUAGAUCCGUUUAGCCGAACAGCACACAGUAGACUGUUAACGGGGAUCCAUUUUAAUGGUGCUUGUUCUGCCCUCGUGCUCAGUGCUAUGCCUACGCCUGCCAGUCCACUAGAACUAGCCACCGCGUCACCAAAUAUAUGGGGGUGUAUCUCAUCGGCUCUCCGUUUUCGCUAGAUGAGGUCAAAUAAAUGAACACACUAAGAUCCUGUAUGUAUGUUUCGAAGACACAGCAUACAUCAAUUGUACGAAAUUCUAGGAUAUUAGCCAAAGAGAUCUGCAGAUCGUUUUGACAUGGGGUGCGUACGUUGAAGGCUCCAAUGUUUAGUUUGGAGCGAGGUUUCAGUAGACCUGGAACAGUAUUUCGCGCACUAGAAUCGUUGGUUAUGAUGAUACUUGAGAAGGAAGUUUAGGGUUGAUAGUCGAGGUAGGUGGAAUUAUAGGAAUUGAAGGAGAUUGAUCAUGAAUUCAGUGUUCUGGAGUGCUGUCAGAGGCAUGAGAGUGGUUAUCAUUUCCCGGUUGCCCACACUGUAGAAGGGUUCUCCUAGAGGUACCUGAAAAGAAAGUCGGGUUAGGGGUGAUCUUUGUGACCUGAGGGCAUGGACUCAGUGCCCAAGGUGUAACUACUUGGGGCUUGUUAUACACGAGUUUUUUGUGGUUAAUUUUUGUGUUAUCUCCAUAUUUGUUGAAACCUUACCACCGGAGACGGAAAUCCGUGGGAUAAGGCGGAGUGGGCAUUAUUAGGUUCAACCUUCUCUAACCCCAAUCUUCCUUUGUGGGAAGGCAGCAUCACUAUCAUGCCGGUUGUCUGAGUUAAACACCUUACUGCUGUCACACCUCUGCACAGUCAGCGGUACAACUUUGACCUCGGACAUGGUAGGACCUACCGGGACGAUUGCUACAGCCAUUAUAGCUCGAUUCGUUCAUCACAAUAGUCAAGUCAGACCACCACAUCAAGGUAGCAGCAAUGGUAGAGCUUUAAGUGAAGUAAUUUGACUGGAUUCUUACUAAAGGAUAAUAAUCUUAGUUUAUUUCAAGUCUUUCCUUUUUAUUAGUGCUCGAAAUUUUUGUGGAAAUGUUUUAUCUAUAUACAUCUUACGCCACAAAAUGAUAUCAUUUAGCAAACUACCUCAAACUAGAUACCACUGGGCAACUACCUUGUUCUUAUAUUGAACUUCUCUGAGUUGUGCAAUCACAAUCCUGUCAGGCACUUAAUCUAGAACCUUUCAAUUCGUUAUUUUAGCCAAUAUCCUUUUCAAUAGAUAAAUUCAUUUUUUUAAUAUCCUGUAUGUUAGUGAUGUAUACAGUAGAUUACCUUGAUAUUACCAUUUAGUCAUAAGUUCACAGUGAUUCUCAAACAGUAAUUUUCGCUUCAAAUUUCAAUACUUUAUCUACUGUGUGACUGGAUCCAGAUAGCUACUUAGUUGUUCAAUUGGCAUAAACUUUGCUUGUAAGGAUUUGUACAAACAUCAACACCAGGAUGUAAGUACAUCAGGUUGACCAGUUCAAAGCAGAAUUAAAUACUCGUUCUAGAUUCAACCAUUAUCUACAAUCCAACUUUAUUAGAAAUUGUACUUCGUUAUUUUCGUUGACGCCUGAGGAUAACUAUGAACCUAUCCCACCCAAACAGUUCACCAGUAAUGUUUUUGAUAGGUUUGUUUACUAGAAUACAAGUAAUAUUUAAUAUGUAAUGAAUAAUGAUUCUAUAUGUUUUUCUUAAUUUUCUCAGGUCAAAUCAAUCAUUAGGAUUGAUAUAAUUCGUUAUGACAGCUGUCUAAUUAUGACCAAGAAUCUGAUACGAUCGCCUCAUUUUUUUUCCUAGUAUUCAUAUUUUAUUCGACACCAUACAAAAUUAUAUAAGUAUGGGGAUUCGUGGAGAUUGUAGUAUUGUAAAAGUUGAAUUCACGAAUCGAUCUAAGCUAGACCACCAUUGAAAACCUGGAAACACUGGACGGCCGACUCGUCCUAGUAUGAGACUCCUCAUCAGUGCACAUCUAUAGCCCCGCAUGUGGAAAUCGAACCCAGAACCGUUCUCGGGUGCGAACGUCUAAUCUCCAGACUACUAAGCCGGCAUCCAACAAUGUUAAUGUCUAAUUUCAAUUUAUUCAUAAUAUUAUUGGUUGAGGUUAAGCGUUCACGCGCUAGACCGAGUGUCUUGUGUUCGUACCUCUCAUGUGGGAUCGUAAAUGUGGACUGGACGAAACGGCCGUCCAGUGCUUUCAAGUUUUCAGUAGUGGUCUAGCUUAGAUCGACUCGUGAAUUCAACUGUGAAAAUACUACAAUCCCCACAAAUCCCCAAACUGAUGAUAUUGGAAAAGUCUAGUAAUUACGUGAACGAAGUCAACAAGUAGUCAUAAUAUGAGUGCUUCUUUAUAAAUUUAUAAAGAAUUUCAAAAGUACAUUUUUUAUUUCUGACUAAUUUAUUUAAUCAAACUGGCUGAACUGUAUCCAACAUUUAAGACUACUUUUUUUUCUCUGCAUUUACUUGAUGACUUGUAUAUGUGAGUGUAAUUUUCACAUCAAGUCUUAUGUUUAACCAUAUUUAUGUCUUUUCAUUCGACAUGUUCAACUAUAAAUUACAUUAACACAUUCAUAGUAUACAGUUAUACAUAACUACGCCAACUGAAAACUUCAUUUCAAUAUACGUUACUCAUUUAUAAAAAUGUAUAGAAUAUUACUGAAUAAAAGAAAAUACUUAAUGUAUAUUGAAAAUACUGAGGUUAAUCUCAAUUAAUAUACUAACUAGUCGUUACUAAUUUUAUUAUUCAUGUUUCAAGAAGUGUUCAAAUAUCUACAAGUUCAUUGUGACUAAUGUUAAUAACUUUUGAUUACUUAUAGGACUUCCCUGGCAACGGCUAUAUACGCCUCUGCCAGGGAAGUACUACUCACUAAAUUCUCGUGACAUUUCUGUUGUUUACGAAAUUGAGAGGACAAAAAUCGAAUGUCCGGCGCUUUAACCGGGUUGGUGGACAUGGAGAGUUCACCUAGGGGAGUUGGAAAACCCUGAUUCCAAACCAAUGAUGCACAUGGGCUCCAGUACCCUAAGGGAACAAAUGGCGUAUGAACCAAUUGUUGGUCACCGUCUACCAUGGGACUGUAUUUCCUUACAAUGCUCCACUGCCUUGUGGAUCAGACCUGUAGGUCGAAGUCUCCGGGUGUGGUCCCCUAAGAAAACCACCUGCUUCGGUUUGGGCACCCAGGCAGUAUCACAGCCCUCAUACAUAUCAGAUGAGAUCUGUGUGGCGCAUAUGUAUUUGGUGCCUCCUUGUACCAAUAUCUAUGUGUUAAAAUAAAUAAAAAAUAUAUACUCAUAAUUAACUAUUAUCAUUAUUUCUUUUUGUUCAAUUAUCCAAACAGGCUAUGAAUUUUGUAAUUUGUUUAUUACAAGUGAUCUAUUCUUAUAUACCAUAUAUAUGGAUAAUGUUCAUUGUGAUAUUUUAUGAAGGAUGCCUGGGUGGUUUAACUUAUGUUAACACAUUUUAUAAUAUUCUUCAAGAAACUUCUCCGAUCUAUCGUGAAUCUGCAAUGGCAAUGGCAACUGUAUCUGAUUCCAUCGGCGUAGCUGGAGCUGGAUUCCUAUCCAUAUAUUUGCAUAAUUGGUUAUGUAAUAUAUUAAUUUGAUGAUUGUAUUUUAUUAGAAAUCAUUUUCAAUUAAUAAUCCUUACUUGUUGAAUUGUUUUGUAACCGUAAUAUUAUUGUACUACAUAUGAUUAGGAUGUUUUUAACAUAACCAUAAUAUUAAUAGUAAUUAUUAUUAAUAAUGUAUUUCUUGAUUACGUAAUAUGACAGUUAUAUUUUACCUAACCAUCAUCUAAUCCAAGGCACCAAAUACAUAUGCGCCACACAGAUCUCAUCUGAUAUGUAUGAGGGCUGUGAUACUGCCUGGGUGCCCAAACCGAAGCAGGUGGUUUUCUUAGGGGACCACACCCGGAGACUUCGACCUACAGGUCUGAUCCACAAGGCAGUGGAGCAUUGUAAGGAAAUACAGUCCCAUGGUAGACGGUGACCAACAAUUGGUUCAUACGCCAUUUGUUCCCUUAGGGUACUGGAGCCCAUGUGCAUCAUUGGUUUGGAAUCAGGGUUUUCCAACUCCCCUAGGUGAACUCUCCAUGUCCACCAACCCGGUUAAAGCGCCGGACAUUCGAUUUUUGUCCUCUCAAUUUCGUAAACAACAGAAAUGUCACGAGAAUUUAGUGAGUAGUACUUCCCUGGCAGAGGCUAUAUACAAGUGGCCAUGUGAGAGCAUUUCGAAUAGUAGUCUACAAUUUUUUUGACUGAUACCAUUACUUGUGCUCUUCACAAAUUGCUUUAUUCAGUCUUAACAUAUGUACUGUAGUAGUGUUAAGACAGAAAAUAACAUGACAUUAGUAAAUUAUGUAGUUCGCUUAACUAUUAGCAUAUCUUAGGAAAUGGACAUUAAAACGGAAUUGUAAUUUUUAUUAGUUAAAUGGUUGAUUAAGUUUUAUGGCAAAUAUAUCGGCUAACAGUCACUAUAAUAUUUGAUAUCCCAUUAUUAAGUUGACAUUCAGGUAUUAAUCCUCAUUUAUGGCAUCCAAGUUUUACCUAGAUCAAUGAGUUUUGAAAGAAGUAUAAAAGUAUGCUAUUAUAUCACAACUACUCCUUUCAUUUCACGAAACCACAUUCAUCGCAAAAGAAAGAUUAUUCGUCAUGUACUUGGAAACUUGGUUGGUUGAAUUCUACUCAACAUCAUUUGUUCUGUUGUCUCUGAAGUUUUGUGCGUCUAUCAAAGUUGUGUGGGAAAAAUAGAUUUAAAAUUAGAAGAAUCCCAUCUAAGUUGUGCACAUUUCCAAAUUUUGUGAUUUAAAAAAUUAUAUGCAACAAUGUACCUUACUACUUUCAAUAUACCAUGCAAGUGUAACGUAAAUAACACUGAUAGAACAAUAAUAACAAAAUAUCCUUUUACAAAAAAUAAAAUGAACUUAAUCAAAUUGAAAUAACAUUUAUUAUAAGAUUACAUGAUAUUGAGUACUCGUCAACGACUGCGUAAUUUAAGUAUUUCAGUCCUGCACAAAGUCUGCUGUUGCUUGUAUGAAACAGUGGUAAUGUCUGUAAUGUUGGUCGGUAUCCUAUUAGGAUGGAGAAAACAGUAUUCAAGAUUACAGCGAUAUUUUUUAUGUGUUGAAUAUCAACAUCAAGAAAUCCUAAUUUCCUCCUCAGCUGGAAGUGGGUUUGUUCUCUCCCACAGAAUGCUAUUGCUGAUGGUAUCCGGUCAACGAACAUUGAGUUUCUUGUACAGACGUUAAAUUAAUCAGUUUAUGACUGAUCCAAUUCAGAAUUAGGUUUUAUAAAUUUAUUAAUAAAUCACUUGUAAAAUAUGUAUAGUUCGUCGUUCAAGGUCAUCUAAAAAUUCAAAACAACUGGUUCAAAGUAGAUUUUAUUCAAACAUUUGUGUCCGGUUAAAAUUGUAGCAACUUACAGUUACAAAUCUGAUUACUGUAUACAAGAGUCAUGUUCAGUACAUAAUUCUCACAUGAUCUUAUUAUCCCUACUACUUUUUGCAAGUUCCACUUAUUGUCUUAUUAUAUUUACCUCGUUUGUUCUGUAAAUUUGUCGAGUUGUCUUUAUGCAUUUCUCAAAGGAAUUAUUAUUUCUCAUUACUAACAUAUAAUUUAUAAUUGAGGCUUAAAGGCUUUUGAUAAUUAUCGAAAUGAUCUAUUCAUUAUCCUAUUUUAAUCAAUACCUGAAAUCUUUUGAUAUAUUUUUUUCAACACUUCAUUCAAUUAUACCACAUCAUUUCGACUAUCUUUUAUAAUUCUGGUUUUACUUCUCUCUAUAUGGAGUUGUUUGUUAACAAACUAAUCGUUCGUCAAGUCAUAUACUCAAUACGUUGAAUAACUGAUUGGUAUCGUUAUUCUUCAUUUAACUAGUGUACAUCAAAACUAAAUACUUUAAUGUAUAAUUUAUUAGUUACUUAUAAGUGAAGUACGUUAAAAAAAAGAUAUUUGUAUUAGUUGAACAUUCUGGGAAAAAACAAUUUUGAUUAUUUAAUUUAGAACAUGUUUUAUAAACAGACUAAUAGCAACUUAUGUGCGAUUGAGUUUGUUCACAAUUAAUUUGAUUAAGCUUGUUUGUUAACUCCUACUCACUGACUUCUCGCGGCGGGGGUGUUGUUGACAGGACAAAAAUCGAAUGUCCGGCGCUUUAACCGGGUUGGUGGACAUGGAGAGUUCACCUAGGGGAGUUGGAAAACCCUGAUUUCAAACCAAUGAUGCACAUGGGCUCCAGUACCCUAAGGGAACAAAUGGCGUAUGAACCAAUUGUUGGUCACCGUCUACCAUGGGACUGUAUUUCCUUACAAUGCUCCACUGCCUUGUGGAUCAGACCUGUAGGUCGAAGUCUCCGGGUGUGGUCCCCUAAGAAAACCACCUGCUUCGGUUUGGGCACCCAGGCAGUAUCACAGCCCUCAUACAUAUCAGAUGAGAUCUGUGUGGCGCAUAUGUAUUUGGUGCCUCCUUGUACCAAUAUCUAUGUGUUAAAAUAAAUAAAUAUUUAAUGAACCUAGUCAUUCGCGUGAUUAUCGUAAUCACUUGUUGGAGACUCUUGGUGACAUGGCUCAGAAUCGAACACAAUGGCGUAAAGGUGUACACUCUCUGUCUUCCAUUAAAUUAUGAGAUUAAAAUUUCUUCAUAUCUCUCUACGUACUAAUUCUAUCUUCCUGUACUAUAUCCUUUUAUUCAAUCUUUUAUAUAUUAUCACCAUUGAAUUAACUACUUCUAUGAAUCCGGUGUUCAUCUUGCUGUGUUAAUGCGGUAUAGCAACUUGGACCGAUGUAUAUAUGUGCCUGGUUCUACGUUGUAGCUGACUGACUGACCUUUAUUAUUGUUGCGAAUGUAUGAUUAUGUAUGCUUGAGAAUUGCUUACUACCUACUCAUAUAUUCAUUCUGCUAGCUUUACUAUUAGUUGUUUAAUUGAUACGAUGAUAUAUUUAUUUCACUGUGUAUAUAUGGAUGUACACUUUAAUCCUGUUCACUCGACUCGCUGGCUCACUCGUUUCCCUCUCCACUUUGUGUUCUGAGCUAUCUGCUAAUAAAACUGUAGUUGCUGCUCCUCUUUGCCUUCUGAUUUAAAACACCAUUGAGGUAUAUAUAAUAACGGUUACGAAGGUGAUUGGUUAACGAAGCACAGCCGCUACAAGACAACAUUGUUUUUUUUCUUCUACAAAAUAAUUAGAUCGUUUUGAUGUUUAAGUCUCAUAUACAGUUUUUAAAAAAUAUCCAGAUAUAUGUAAAACAUCAAACCGUUUAGUGUAAUUUCUAAAUUUGCAUAAAAUAAUGACAAAUUUUACAUAACUGUUAUAAUCAUUAAGCAUUCUAAGUAGUUAAGGUCUUGACAAAUUAGUUAUUGAAGAUUAUGUAGUAAAGAACGAAAUAGUUUUGCACACGUGGGGAGAUAUAUUAUAAGGAAUUUCUAUAUCAACACAAUAAUGAAGUUUUUGUUUCAGUAGUUGGUGAAGAUGGAUAAUCUUCAUUAUUUAUUGAAAUCUCAAAGAAUUGUUCAUUGUUGAUUCAAUAGCAUUUAAGUUGAUCUUAGUUCGUGUCGUUAAAUAUUUACUCGGAUUUGUGGUUGAUCCACUUUCAUUUAGACCAAAUGAAAUAUCAUACUCUAAUCAUAUAUAUGUAAACUGAUUCCUCAGUAGUAGUAGUGUAGUGAACAAGAACACCAUUGGGGAUAGCCGGAUGUAUUUGACACAAAAUUACAGGACUUGCUAAUAAAAACUAACAAUCAUAAAGUAAAUGCUUAAUUUGCAAAAUGUUCAUCAAUUGUUGCAAAAUGAUUCAGACUUCAUUGGUUUUGCAUUUUCAUACCAACUGCGUUUCAUUCCCGUUCUCUUCUCAUCGACGUUCUUCUGAAAUACAUUCUGUGCCUGACCACCAUCAUAUACUACUUAUGUGAAUAUAAGCAACCCACAUCACAGUAGUAUUUAAUGGUGAUGGAAAUUUAUCAAUGAUGUUGCAAUAUGACUACUACUGACAAUCAAUUGACAUUGGAUGAACCAUAUCUUGAUGUUGGGUUGAUAAAAGUAGCCUGUUGAACACCCUGAUGGAGCUAAGUUUCGCACUAAUUGACACUAAUCAGUUUCUGAAAUCAUAAGCGGUGUGAAUACCCUUGAUGGAUUCGAAAUCAAACUACCCUGCUUCACAGUGUAUGAUGUUACCACUCAACUAUCUGAAUGGAGACCGACUUAUAUUUACAUUGAUUAGUAAUAAAUUUGAUGUAUAUUUAAUCUUCAAUGUGAUAAAUUUCUAUCAAUUGAGAUGUUACCACUAGUCUAAAUAACUUAACAUCACAUACAUAUAAUUGAAUAAUAGGAACAACCAAGGUGUUAAAUUAUAUUAUUAAACUUUUUUUUAAGUCAUAGGAUAGUAACUAUUUACGUAAGAAUAUAUCCAUAUUUAUACUUGACUUCCUUUUAGGACUUCUUUCAUUUACUCUUUUGUAUGUUUUGUUUGUUUCACAUAAAAAAGAACAUUUUGUUUAGAGGAGACAAGAAUAAAAAUUGUCCAACUUUUAGUUUAAAUAAAUCCAUAUUUUUAAAUUUUACACUGAAUGAAGCGACAUGUUAGUUAAAUAGACCUUAUUUUAAAUUUAUUUUUAUAUUGAGGUGAAAUAUAUGAUGCGAGUUUUAUAUUAUGUAAUCAAUUCUUAUAAUUGGUUACAAUCACAUGUUGCGUAAUUAGAUUCUAUUGUUGUUUAAUAUCAGAUGGGUUUUGUGGAGAUUGUUGUGAUUUCAAUGGUUAAGAUCAUGAAUUAGUUGAAGCUGGACCACCAUGGAUAGCUUGAAAGCACGGGAAAGCCGUUUAGUCCUAGUGUGCGCAUCCACGACCUCGCCCCCUGCCAGAUUCGAACCCAGGAUCUACUGGUUUUGCGCGUGAGCACUUAACCACUAGACCACUGAGCCGGCAUCCAACGGUGUUAAUGUCUAACUUCAACUAGUCCACGAAAUUGAGCGACACAUCCACGAUUGUCAUCAGUGAGUUCGUAUCUCACAACAGAC
Schistosoma haematobium is the source of this 15718-nucleotide messenger RNA. RefSeq names its product G1/S-specific cyclin cln3, variant 2. Gene Ontology annotation, cellular component: membrane; lysosome. NCBI's taxonomy places the organism in Eukaryota, Metazoa, Platyhelminthes, Trematoda, Strigeidida, Schistosomatidae. The transcript has 9 exons. Bases 4495 to 4842 code for a protein of 115 amino acids. The record is from RefSeq and is a predicted model, not a curated record. Gene Ontology annotation, biological process: lysosome organization; regulation of intracellular pH.